This is a messenger RNA of Myxocyprinus asiaticus (Chinese sucker), 3092 nucleotides long. Its product is annotated as dapper homolog 2-like. Gene Ontology annotation, cellular component: cytoplasm. The transcript is spliced from 4 exons. Lineage: Eukaryota; Metazoa; Chordata; Actinopteri; Cypriniformes; Catostomidae. Gene Ontology annotation, biological process: negative regulation of nodal signaling pathway. The record is from RefSeq and is a predicted model, not a curated record. The coding region runs from base 108 to 2603 and encodes 831 amino acids.
CUGAACAUAACAGUGCAUUUUCAGGACGCACGCUACCAGGUUGUAGUCAGUAACGGAUUUCAUUAUUUCUACGUCUCUUCGGAUAUGUCUGUAAAGCUCGUCUGAUAAUGUUGGGGAAAAAAGUACCUGGAUCAGGUGUGUUGAGCGCAGCUGCAGGAAUGGAUCGGGGCAGGAUAGGAGAGAGACUGCAGGCAGCACUGGCCGGACUACAAGAGCUCCAUUUCCUCCGGGACAAACAGAACACUAUGGUGCACUGGGCACUGACCCUAAACAGAGAGGGGCCCGACACAUCAAACCAUGAGAAUAUGAGCACAGAGGAGCGAAGACUUGAGGCAACACUCACUUUACUGAAACAACAGCUGACACGUUUGCGCAGGCAGGAUGUGGGAUUGAAGACUCACCUGCAGCAGCUGGAUCAGCAGAUCAGUGAACUGAAACUGGAUGCGUGUAAAGCAUCGACUGAACACCUAGAGAGUGACAGCAGACCUAGCUCAGGGUUCUACGACCUCAGUGAUGGUGGAUCAGGCUCACUGUCCAACUCUUGUACCUCAGUCUACAGUGAGAGUCUGUCCUCUUCAUCUCAAACCAGUCUCCUUCCUCAUCUCUCCUCUGCAUAUGCCACACAUGGCCAUGGUGGUUCCAGACAAGCCAUUGUAUCCCGCUGUUGUUCUGCUGAUGAGAGCACAGCCCAGUCCGAUGCCCUGCGAUCAAUAGGAGUGAGGCUUGGAAGCAGUUGUAUACGAACGACACCCGUUACUGCAGAAAGAGCGAGACAAAGACCUGUUUCCAUGGGUGACCUCGACCGAGUGAUCACAUCCGGUCUUGGCUCCUUCAAAUCCUCUGACGUGAAGACCUCCACCCUCUCUGGAAGCCACAGUAACCCCUCGGUAGACCCCAAAUAUCAGAGUAACCUGGUGUCUGGCAAUGGGACAGAGGUGUACUGUUAUCCCAGCCCACUGCACGCUGUGGCCUUACAAAGCCCCGUUUUCAGUCUCACAAGUGAUCAGGGAAGGCAGGCAGUGGCUGAGGGACAGAAUGGAAAGCUGGGAGGAGGACUUGAACAGAUAAACCAGAACCCUAACCAGGGGUCCACAAAUUCCAGGUCUGCAGUAUACAUCAACAAACUCCUGCAGCAAAGCUCCAUUAAGAUAAACCUGUUAAAUAAAAUAAGAAGAAAUGACCCCCAGGAGCAAAGACCCAGAUCCCUGGAAGUGACCUAUGGACAGCUGAAUGGUCCUCAGUUUCUUGGGUCCCUACAACAGAUAAAAAUGUCCUCAGAAAAUGAACUGGAGACAAGAAAGACAACUUCAGCACUAAACAUCAGUCAACAGUUUAUGAAGAAAUCUAGUGCAGAGACCAGUUCAUAUGGGGUCAAGGUCCCCACACACCCAGCACCUUGCAUGGAUCUCCAACAAAACUGCCUUCCAGUAAGAAACAAGGAAUCUGACAGUGGACUCUCAGAAAAGGGUAUUGAACUUUCUACCAAGGAAUCAUUUUUGGUCUCAAAGCCAGUAGAGAGGAGAUCAAGUUUUACCCACAGAAUUAAAGAAGGUAAAGCUUCUUUUGGUGAUAAGGGUGGUCCACCUCAGUGUGAGUUUGUCCAUGCAGAGUUUGUUCCUGCAGGGUCUCAGAGGGUGAAGGUGCGCCAUGCUGAUAAGAAAAUGAAAUCUGUGAAAUUGAGGAAGAAGAGCUCAGAGAAAUCCUCAGCAAAGAAACUUCAUCAAAAACACUUGUCUCGAGAGAGGGGGCUCUGCACUAAGAACCGAGUUGACUUGAAGCAGUCCAGCUCGUGCAGAGGAAAAGUGACAAGUCUGGAUGAGUCACAGAUACACUCUUGCUUAGAUUGCAGUAGUAACUUGCAUUGCUUCCCGAACAAGCCUCACCUUCAACAGAGCCAAACCGCCAAGUCCAUCAAGUGCUGCAAAGGUCAUUACCCUGAACCUGUGCACCCUAUGGACCAAGUUAGAAAGAAACAAAGCUCUCGGAAAUGGCCUUCUGCCUCAGAGAUUCAGUUGCCCCCAACUCUCCAAACCCAGAGAUCCAAGGUGAUGCCGCCCUCACGUAAGGCAGCCAUGGUAAGGAGCAUUAGUGCAAGGCCUCGCUCAGGUCAAUGGGGUUGUUCUCCACGACCACUCCCUCACUCACUCUCCACCUCCUCAUACUUCAGUUACUUGGAAUCUCGAUAUCCGGCAGCUCCUAUCUCCGGCUGCCACGCUCCUCGGUGUGAGUCAGAGUUUUCAGAGUAUUCUGCGGAGUGCGCCUCGAUCUUUCACUCUACUAUUGCAGCAAGCAGUGACGGUGAGAUGAGCGACUACACCACAAACUGUUUCGGAGACAGUGAGUCCAGCCAGGGCUCUCAGACAGCCUCAGAUUCAGACGGCAGCCUCUCGAUGGAUGAAGAGGACCUGUUAGAGGAAGAAGAGGACAAUGAAGGUGACUUGGUGUGGGCCCAGGCUGCCAUGGGACCCACGGCAGCAGGUUUGUCUCAGCAGCAACAUCAUCAGCCAGAGCCAGCAGCCUGCCGCAUCAAAGCAUCCAGAGCACUGAAAAAGAAGAUCCGCCGCUUUCAGCCAGCGUCACUCAAGAUUAUGACACUGGUGUAGCCUUAAUUGCGUUAUGGUGCUUGAGAAGGAAGCUUCAGUUGACUCUUGUCACAUAAACUUGUAACAUAGCUUCACCUAAAAGCUUGGCACUCAUAUGGGGCCAGUUUUACCAAACUUAUAAUGGGUCACAGUUCACUUGGCAACUGCACCUGUGAUCUAAAGAACUUGAACCGAGAGUAUUUUGAGACUUUUUUUUACAAGUCUUGAAAGGCAUAUGCUAGUAAUACUCGCAAUGGAUCAGUGGGCUUUAGUUAACUUUACCCAAAAUCAUGACUUUGACAUAAGCUUCAAACACCUACAUGGCAAAUUGAACUGCCCAACCAUCAAAGAACCUGAGAGAUUGAGAAAUUGGACUUAUCCACAACCAGUUGAGUCAAAUUGCUUCUAUUGAUAUGUGUAGAAACUACACUUUAAAUAAAAUCUUUUGUAUAUUUGUACCCAAUUGUCAAACACCUGUAUUAUACUCUACUUUCUUUUUUUUAUUCAAUA